Molecule: messenger RNA, 3661 nt
Organism: Sander lucioperca (pikeperch)
Lineage: Eukaryota; Metazoa; Chordata; Actinopteri; Perciformes; Percidae
Gene: cul4a
Product: cullin 4A
Exons: 20
Coding region: 573-2846 (757 amino acids)
Biological process (GO): ubiquitin-dependent protein catabolic process; protein ubiquitination; DNA damage response
Cellular component (GO): Cul4A-RING E3 ubiquitin ligase complex
Molecular function (GO): ubiquitin protein ligase binding
Source: RefSeq, a predicted model, not a curated record
UGUCUCUGAACGCAUCUCGGCCGCUUUUCACCCAAGAUGCACCUGUCCAACUGAACUGUCUGCGAAAAGCCAUUUUGUUGUGCUAGCUAGCUAUGAUGUGGGUAAAGAAAGCCACCAAUAAUAUGGGUCUGUUGUAUCAACGCUAACUAUGUCAAUUUUAGGUGUUUGUUUGCUGUUGCGAAAUACAAUAAUUGAACUCGUUAAAAUCUGUAAGUAAUCAAUACUGGCAUGGACUAGCCUAAAAAAAGCUAAAGUGUUGAGGAGUAGACGAAAGCUGGUAACGUUAGCUAAAGUGUGCUGCAGUUUCAUAUAACAUAGCUACUGUUAGCUAGCUAGCUAACUAUCUGUUUACUUAACUGACCGUAGUUAUGUUUUCUGAUUGAUUAACCCAACAUUAGUCAGUGUUUGUUUGUAAAUGUGUUUUAAAUAUACUGCGACUGUCUGCGCUGUCCACCAAAGACAACAAAGAGUCUGUGUUGCUGACAGUAAAUAAACAGGCGAUUGAACAAUCAAACAGUAACUCAGCAAAACACUUGAAGCAUACAGCGAUAAGCCAAAGCGCUAAUCUGAUAAUGGCAGAGGACACCCGGCAGGACAAGAGAGCCAGCUUCUCUGCUAUACCGGAGCACAACACCAACGGGAUGGCCAGGACCUCCGCUGUGGCCUCAAGCAAAAGUGGCGCUUCAAAGAAAUUAGUGAUCAAAAAUUUCAAAGACAGGCCAAAACUAGCAGAGAACUAUACUGAGGACACGUGGCUGAAGCUACGCGAUGCAGUGGGUGCCAUCCAGAACAGCACCUCUAUCAAGUACAAUCUGGAGGAGCUUUAUCAGGCGGUAGAAAACCUCUGUUCGUAUAAAGUCUCCCCCACGCUGUACAAGCAGCUAAGGCAGGUCUGUGAAGAUCACGUACAGGCCCAGAUCCAACAGUUUAGAGAAGAGUCUUUGGACAACCUUUCCUUCCUGAAGCGAAUGAAUCGCUGCUGGCAGGACCACUGCAGGCAAACUAUAAUGAUCCGAAGUAUUUUUCUCUUCCUGGAUCGUACCUAUGUGCUUCAGAACUCCCUACUCCCCUCCAUCUGGGACACUGGGUUGGAACUGUUUCGUACCCACAUUGUGAGUGACAGUGCAGUUCAGAAGCGCACAGUAGAUGGCAUUUUGGAGCAGAUAGAACUCGAGCGAAAUGGAGAGACGGUAGACCGGAGUCUCAUCAGGAGCCUGCUGGGCAUGCUGUCAGACCUACAGGUUUACAAAGAUUCCUUUGAAGAGAGAUUUUUGAUUGAGACCAAUCGCCUGUAUGCAGCAGAGGGACAGCGGCUGAUGCAGGAGAGAGAUGUGCCUGAGUACCUGCACCAUGUGGCUCGACGGUUGGAGGAGGAGAAUGAUCGUAUCAUGAGCUACCUCGACCAGAGCACUCAGAAACCACUUAUUAGCUGCGUUGAGAAACAACUUUUAGGAGAACACAUGACUGCAAUGCUACAAAAAGGUUUGAGCAUCCUGCUGGAUGGGAAUCGUUUGACUGAGCUGGUCCUCCUCUACCAGCUCUUCAGCAAGGUGAAGGGAGGACUUCCCACACUUUUGCAGUUCUGGAGGGAUUACAUAAAGUCCUUCGGUGGAGAGAUUGUAUGUACUCCAGAGAAAGACAAGGACAUGGUGCAAGACCUGCUGGACUUCAAGGACAAGAUGGACAACGUCGCACAGAGCUGCUUUACACGCAAUGAGGGAUUCAUCAACGCCAUGAAGGAGGCCUUUGAGGCCUUUAUCAACAAGAGGCCCAACAAACCUGCUGAACUUAUUGCUAAAUAUGUGGAUUCUAAGUUAAGAGCAGGAAACAAGGAGGCUACAGAGGAGGAGCUGGAGAGAAUCCUGGAUAAGAUAAUGAUAAUCUUCCGUUUCAUACACGGGAAAGAUGUGUUCGAAGCUUUUUAUAAGAAGGACUUGGCCAAGCGUCUGCUGGUUGGCAAGAGUGCUUCUGUUGACGCUGAAAAGUCCAUGCUCUCCAAGCUCAAACAUGAAUGCGGAGCAGCAUUCACCAGUAAGCUAGAGGGGAUGUUCAAGGACAUGGAACUGUCCAAAGACAUCAUGAUCCAGUUCAAACAGUAUAUACAGAACCAGAGCGAGCCAAGCAACAUAGAACUUACUGUCAACAUCCUCACUAUGGGCCACUGGCCUUCAUACACACCCAUGGAGGUGCACUUGCCCCCAGAGAUGGUAAAACUGCAGGAGGUGUUCAAGCUGUUCUACCUGGGGAAGCACAGUGGGAGGAAGCUGCAGUGGCAGCCCACACUGGGCCACGCUGUACUUAAGGCGGAGUUUAAAGAGGGUAAGAAGGAGGUGCAGGUCUCGCUGUUCCAGACGCUGGUGCUGUUGAUGUUCAAUGAGGGAGAGGAAUUCAGCGUGGAGGAGAUUCGCACUGCCACUGGCAUAGAGGAGGGAGAGCUUAAGCGCACACUGCAGUCCCUGGCCUGCGGAAAGGCGCGCGUCCUCAACAAGAACCCUCGAGGGAAAGACGUGGAAGAUGGAGACCGCUUCAAUUUCAACAACGAUUUUAAACACAAACUGUUCCGAAUCAAGAUCAACCAGAUCCAGAUGAAGGAAACGGUAGAGGAGCAGGUAAGCACCACAGAGCGUGUGUUUCAAGACAGGCAGUAUCAGAUCGAUGCAGCUGUGGUGCGCAUCAUGAAGAUGAGGAAGACUCUUAGUCACAACCUACUGGUAUCAGAGCUUUACAACCAGCUGAAGUUCCCUGUAAAGCCGGGCGAUCUGAAGAAGCGGAUCGAGUCACUCAUAGACAGAGACUACAUGGAACGUGACAAGGAGACUCCUAACCAGUACCACUAUGUUGCCUGAAGGGAUACCACUGUUACUGCCAUGCUUUCCUCACAGCAAGCAUACAGCUGGCCCCCCAAAAACAGCAUUGCAGCCCUUCAGCCACCCGACUCUCCUCUGGUGCCCAUCUUUCCCUCCAUCCACAAUGCUGAUCGCAGCAUCCAGAUCACACAGAGCUCCAGAGAGACAAGAGGGACCUGGCUGUGCUGUUUCCACUCUGCGUCAUCUGUAGUGGGAUGGGGCUGGAGGAGAGGCCCGGGUUGUUGAUGCUUGGUUUAUGUGACUUACAAAUCUGCUAAUGCAAAACUCAACUGAAAAUGACUAGCACUUUCCUUUGUUUUUGUUUCUUCCUCCCCAGGAUUUGGAUUAUUUUUUUUUUUUUCCUCCAUCACGUCGUUCUAAAAUCACUUAUUUUCUACCAUAGUUGGUUUGUCUUGAGUUUUAAGAUUUUUUUUGUUUUGUUUUGUUGUUUUGUUCAAGGCGUUCUUCUUGUGAAUGGCUGCAUAAACUGCUGAGUGUAAACCUGAUUGGUUGGUCGCUUUAUUUGGCAGAGAAACAGCUGUUGAGGACAAGAAGAGACUUGAGAAGGAUGAUGUGGGCCAGAUGGGUUUGGGUCAGAGGGAAGGGGUUAUUGCUUGUAACACAGAAGCUAAAUGACAUGCAGGCAAGCCACUUGGGUAUUUCUUUGGGUAUCUUAUAUGUUUUGACCAAAAUGCCCAAAUGUCCAAUGUCAUUUGCUGACGUUUUUGUAGAACAGAUUGUAUUCUAUGUAAGAGUGAGAAAAGUGAACCUGAAUAAAUGGAUAUUUAAUGAUUCAAUGAAUGAUUUGUAGACAA